CGGUUUAAGAAUGACAGUACUAAGGAUGACCUCCCCGGUGACGCCUCCAUCGAGUAGUCCAGGUUCGAACGAGGCACAGGCGCCCCAGGCGACGUCGAAACCGGUGCAUCGAUUGAGCUUCUCCGUCGCAGCCCUGUUAGCUGACACGAAGAAGUCAGACUCGAGGCAAGAAACAUCGUCGGUGUCGCCGAGAUCAUCACCGGUCAGACAGGAUCAUUUAACGAUCACGUCGAACGCCACGAUACUCAAGUAUCCAGGUGACUACAGAUCAAGGUACCUGUCAGUGUCUCCGACUAUCCAGGAGCACAGACCUCUUCGGUACACCUGUGACACCUCUAGAACCACUUUAGAUGCUAGAAUACUGUCGAGGUUCUCCGAGGCGGAAUUAGACAGGGUAGAAUCGCCCAAUCAACGCUCGAAAACCCUCGACUACUUGGUCCAGACGUCGGACUCAGGAUCCACGUCGGAGUUACCUUGUUCCUCGUCCCCCAAAGUCCCUUCGGCCGGUCAAUCGGAGUUCGCUCCUCAAUCGCCGAGAAGCAGCUCUCACGAGGCUCGAUCCAGAUGCUCGGAACCCGAAGACAUGGAAGAGGAGGACGAAAACAGUCUGGUGGACGUCGAAGAUCUUCAGCAUCAACAGUCUGCUACCAGUCCAACGCCUGUUAGGCCAACACCGGCCUACAUCGGUGGAUUUUCCAGCCUGGGCAGCAUCUCCGGCAUCCCAGCUGGUCUUCAUCCAGCGGUUUGGGGCGGAGGACAUCAGGGUGCAGCCGCAGCCGCAGCCGCAGCCGCCGCAGCAGCCACCGCGAGCUUCUUCCCCUCGCACUUCUCUCAUCACGCGCCUCUGAACGAGAACGGAGAACCGGCCAAGAUCAAGUGCAACCUGAGGAAACACAAGCCGAACCGGAAGCCCAGGACACCUUUCACCACGCAACAAUUGCUCGCGCUCGAGAAGAAGUUCACCGAAAGGCAAUACCUCAGUGUCGCGGAGAGGGCCGAGUUCUCGUCCUCCCUUCAUCUCACCGAGACACAGGUGAAGAUCUGGUUUCAAAAUCGUCGCGCCAAGGCGAAGCGAAUGCAGGAAGCGGAGAUCGAGAAAUUGCGGAUGUCGGCGGUGAGACAACACCACACGGCACUUUACGGCUCUCAUCCUGGCCUUCUCACACCGGCCAGUCUCUAUCCCGUCGGAAUGCUGUCUCAUCCUGGUCUAACGCCGCAUCAUCCGAUCUCUCAGCAUCCUUCCAGGGACUGAAAGCAACGAGGAGAGUCGGAACUUGGCCACGAACGGUAGUGAACCGUCUCUGUUCACCUCUGAACAAAACGAUAUCGAUUUUCACGUUGAAAAUCCGAUCGCAGUGGACGCAAUUCUCGUCCCCCGUGAUUGUCGAGCGGGAAAAUCGAGAGGCAACGAGAGAAAACCGAGGAAAGAUCGGAGAGAGGUGUCGGGAAACGAAGGAGAGAUAAAUCGACGGAUAGAGAAGAAUUUGUAGGGUUCGAGCGGAAUGUAUGGAAGAAGAGUGGAAGUGAAACUAACGAGAAGAGAAAGAAGUCGAAGUGAAGAUGGCUAGCUGGAAGUUGGAAUGGAUGUUGGGUCCAUUUAUGGAGAGUUGC
Messenger RNA from Habropoda laboriosa, 1611 nucleotides. RefSeq names its product muscle segmentation homeobox (gene Dr). Gene Ontology annotation, biological process: embryonic morphogenesis; regulation of transcription by RNA polymerase II. Lineage: Eukaryota; Metazoa; Arthropoda; Insecta; Hymenoptera; Apidae. Gene Ontology annotation, cellular component: nucleus. The transcript is spliced from 3 exons. Gene Ontology annotation, molecular function: RNA polymerase II transcription regulatory region sequence-specific DNA binding; DNA-binding transcription factor activity, RNA polymerase II-specific. The record is from RefSeq and is a predicted model, not a curated record. Bases 11 to 1252 code for a protein of 413 amino acids.